CCCACUCAGUAUUUAAACCCACAAUGUCAGCAGGCUCUCAGCUUCACACUGGAAAACUUGAUCUUGACCAACACGUUUGGAUUCAUAGGAGAAGAAAAAAAAACACAACAACCUUACAACUAAAUCCAGAUUCUGAGCUUUAAAUACCAAGAAGCUUUCUCCAGCUGCACUAACUUUGGAUAUCUGAACUCAUCAUCAACACUUCUGGAAACUUUUUUUUUUUUUGCUCUCCACACCUUCACCUAUUAUUAUUUUUUAUUUUUUUAUCCCACUUUUGGGAUUUAAACUUCACCCAGUCCGUGUGGUCGCCCCCUCCUUGCCAGAGAGGGUGCGAAUUGAAAGUUGGCCCGGAGAUGCGGUCCAUUCUCCCGCUUACUGUGUAUUGCAUCAGCCUGGUUUCCCUCCAGCAGCUGCUGGCUCUGCCGGCGGAGGAGCGUCCCGACACGAACAGGUUGGACCUCCUUGACAAGCUCAUUGACCAGAGUAAGGAUAAAGCAUCAGCAUUGGGAAGCCAGACUCAGGUCACAGCCCCAUCCUCAGCCCCCGGCCAUUUUCCAAAAUGGCUGCGCGAUUUCCUGAGACACCAACCGGCUUCAGGCAUGAAAGCAGCCUUGUCGAGCCUGGCAUGGGCACGACCCACUGAAGCUUCACGGGGCGAGAGGAGAGCACUGAGAGCUCGUCGCCAUGCCCAUUCAGGAUCGAGAGGCGGUCACCACUACCCCCAACAUGCCCAGCUGAUGAGAGUGGGUUGCGUCUUGGGAACAUGCCAAGUGCAGAACCUCAGCCACCGACUCUAUCAGCUCAUUGGUCAGAGUGGAAGAGAAGACUCAUCCCCCAUUAACCCCAGGAGCCCCCAUAGUUAUGGAUGAGUUAAUUGACACCUCCAAACACCCACAGCAAGUCUAUCUAUAUAUCCAUUUAUUUAUCUCUUAAUGUAUUACUGGUAGCUUUGGCAUUAGAGUUGAUGUAGUCCAUAUGUUUAUCUAUUUCAAAAUGACAAUUAUACUCCUCUGAAAUGACUCUUGUGCGUCUCUACUCUUUGUGCUAAUUGAUGGAUUUGAAGAAUCAAAUUCAAGAUUAUGACUGAAUCGUCUUUGAACCCCCAAAUCUAAGUUGUCCCACCAUCCUGAGAACCUCUGAAGGACGUUCAAGUCUGGUCAAAGUCUUUGUGAUUCUCCUUCAUGAACGUUCAAAAGAAGCCAAGUGGCCUUUGUUUGACGUCUUAAUCCUGUUAAUGUAAGAAUGAAGGCUUGUCCUCAACACCAUUGAGUGGCUUGGUCCUGUCUGCCAGCUGACCUCCCCAGUGAUGGUUAUCCCGUGGCUCAUUGAUCAAACACUUAAGCCCCUAAUGUGGAUUUCAACCUGCACUCAGAGCCGGAGCCCUGUCAAAACCAAUGUAUUCUCCAAGACCUUAAUGACCCAGUGAACCCUUUUACCUCUUGACUCCCUUUUUGUCAACUUUGGAGCUCCCUGGUUAUUUCACAACAGCAUAUACAAUUCCAAUAUGAACGCUUACAUCCCUGGAAUAUUCUGCAAGCUCUCAGCUGAGCUGGGGAUUCGUCACUCAGCAGGACUUUGUCUUUCAGGACCACAGUUUACAUUUGAAACCUGCCACAGGACUUGGGUUACACCCGAGUUUAAGAGCAUUCUGAGUCAGGACUUAACCACAUAAACUCUGUGCUGAAAAUGAAGCAAAGGGUAAGCAUCCAGUGACUUGGAAGAAACUGACUUUGCAAAGGAUCAGUUACAGUGUUGCAUUAUAGCAGCCUGUCGGGCCAACACAGUAGGUGGUAAAGUGAACCUUGGAGCCAUGGAUCAGGGCCUCGUCGCACCGCUGCUGGCAUUUUCCCCCCAAGGGACGCCAAGUCUGAAAUAUUAGCCCCUUCACGUGAUUCAUAAGUUUCCCUCGCAAGUCAGGACUUUAGGUUGACAGCAGUUUAAUAAACCUGACCUAAUCACUUCAGUCUUAUGUGCCACCACAGCAGGAGAGGGGGGGCCCUGAGCCUCCCAUGGUCUUCACAUUCAACAUUAAUAAAUAAAGAACAAGGCAUGUGGCACAUACAUAUGCACACAGGCAGCCUUGAAGCAGAUAUUAAAGGGUCACAAGAUUAGAAAAACCCAACAAUGUUCCCAUAUUUUUGCAGCAUAUUUUGGAGUAACGUGAAUAUUUCGAAAAGAAACGUUACUGUUUUGAACAUCACAGACAGAAUUCCAUUCACCUCCAUUGUUCUGGGGUGGAGGAAGAAUAUCUUGGCCAAAUAAAAUCAAUACUUGACAACACAUUGUGGUAUACACACAAUUCUGUUGGCAGCAACGGGCACGCUUGUUCUUCACAUGUAGGACAUUAAAUGGGUUUAAAUUAGUCCCGAGAUGUCGGCUCUACUGUUACAUUGUGGGUUUCUAAUUAGAGACCACAGCGACCAAAAUGUUAGGCGUAAGACUGCCCAAUUUUAAAUAUGUACGCAACGUAGCUUGGUAGGAAUACAUAAAAACACACCCCAGUGUUUCCUUGUUUCUAUAUAUGUCUGUGUCUGAAAUGGUGGGUGGAUGAUGAUUUGAGGUCAAGUCCUACUCUUUAAGCAUGCUAAAAUUUGACGGGCUUUAAACUUUCCUAAAAAAUGCAACCAUAUCUAUAAAACCUAGGUGAGAAACACAAUUAUAUUAUAUAUUAUUUACAUACUUUACACUAUUCCAAGACUUAACUAUACAGGAGUCUGAUCUUAACUUGCAGAGAGUGUUUGAGUGUUUCAUGGUAGGAUUACAGGCCAGACUGUUGGCCCACUUUCUGAUCUACGUACUUAGAUUAUGAACUCAGUCACAGGAGUGUUUUAGGAGUUGUUAUUCUGCAUAUAAUUUCACAAACAUUAAAGUUUAGUAUUCCUAAAAGUCUAACAGUUCGUAUUCACCAAAUCCCUGGCAAUACUUGACGAAUCAAAUGACUUUACGGGAUGUGACCUAUGUCAUAUAAUUAUGUAUUCUUUUAUAUCUCCAUCUGUGUCUUUUAUCUUAUGUUACUUUGUGUCUUCAGCCUUUUUUUUUAUUCAUCAACAGUUACUUUUUAUAUUUAGUGUCUCAGCCCCGUCAUGGCUGUCUUCUCCCUUCUGUCUAUGAUCAUGGGGGCCUGGAGGUCACAGGGUAAUAAUCAGUGGUUCUUUAGUCUUAAAUCUAAUCUGUUCAAAGGCUUGCUGAGGUGAAACAUGCCAUUCUUUCUGCUGUAAUGGAGCUAAUCAAUGUCUCGUGACGGAUCAUUAAAAGGCUUUUCAAACGCUCUAAAACCCGGGUGGAUCUCUCUGCUUUAUAAAAUGUUUGAGUGUGUUUGAGCUGCUGUACGUAGCCUAUCAGGACACUUAUCUCCUGUGUUUGAUCAGUGCUCCGGACCAUUGUGCUCUAUUUUCUUUUGCACAGUAUCUUUUUGUGACAUCAGACUUUGCGUCAAGUCGAGUUGUGCGAGCAAACUGUGCACGACCGCUAAUACCUCCCUGUAGAAACACCCAGAGCUUUCGCGGCUCUCUAUUGCAAACAGAAAGUGCAGACAGUGCAGAGUUAUUGCGUAUGAAAUGUUUCUGUUAGUUUUGUAUGAUACAGUAGAUGCAGUAGGUUUUGUUUUUUUUUGUUGCUGAUUUUCCAUUUGAAAGUCACAUGAUCUCCUUUAGGGUUACAGGAAAGCACUUUAACGUGAACACGUGUCGAUAGUUUCUUGAAUUUCUCACGUUAUAAUGAACUUGUGAAAGUUGGACGAGGUUUCCUUUGUAAAUGUUGAAUUUGAGAUUGUCUGAAGAUGUCAGUGCACUCCAUGUGACGUCAGGAUGACUGAACAUCGUGCGCACCUGUGAAUAUAUAAAUUUAUAUAUAUAUAUUUAGCCAAACUAUUUAAAGAAAGUAAUGUAUUUAAGUUAUCUUUGUGUUAUAUCUGUAUAUCUGUAUGUCACCAAAGACUAUUUAUCUUUUCCACUGUUCCUUCAACAUGGCAGGAGAGGAAGUCUUAACUGUAGUUUAAAUGUUACUGUUUGAUAAUGUGCUUCUCUCUGUAAAAUAAAGAACUAUACUGUAGUAUGA
Larimichthys crocea (large yellow croaker) is the source of this 4056-nucleotide messenger RNA. It is a transcript of the gene adm2a, whose product is annotated as adrenomedullin 2a. Bases 354 to 869 code for a protein of 171 amino acids. Gene Ontology annotation, biological process: positive regulation of heart rate; adenylate cyclase-activating G protein-coupled receptor signaling pathway; regulation of systemic arterial blood pressure. Gene Ontology annotation, cellular component: extracellular region. Gene Ontology annotation, molecular function: hormone activity. The record is from RefSeq and is a predicted model, not a curated record. The transcript has 3 exons. NCBI's taxonomy places the organism in Eukaryota, Metazoa, Chordata, Actinopteri, Sciaenidae.